This is a messenger RNA of Fulmarus glacialis (Northern fulmar), 3135 nucleotides long. It is a transcript of the gene PASK, whose product is annotated as PAS domain containing serine/threonine kinase. The record is from RefSeq and is a predicted model, not a curated record. Gene Ontology annotation, cellular component: cytosol; cytoplasm; nucleus. Gene Ontology annotation, molecular function: ATP binding; protein serine/threonine kinase activity. Lineage: Eukaryota; Metazoa; Chordata; Aves; Procellariiformes; Procellariidae. The annotation marks the transcript as partial. Gene Ontology annotation, biological process: regulation of DNA-templated transcription; negative regulation of glycogen biosynthetic process; protein phosphorylation. The transcript is spliced from 14 exons.
AUGGCAGCAGAGGCUUAUAGCCCCUCUGAAGCCCUUCUGCCUUCAUCAGUAGGCUUAGUCCCUGCUCACUUGAAUGACUCUGAUAAGCUAAGUAGAUGCUACUCCUGGGCCAGCAAGAGCAGGAAAAGUCAGCUCUCUGAACUCUGCCGGCUUAGAGCAUCUCUGUCUGGGGAGAAAUGGAGCUCUUACUGUUUGUCUUCACUGGCAGCUCGUAACAUUUGUACCAGCAAAACUGGUAACUCGUGGGCUCAGUGGGAUUCUGCCUCUCUCUCCACUUCCAUUGGAAGUUCUGGUUCUUGCUCCUUUUUGCAUGCCCUUGCUGUGGAGGAAUCCAGCCAGCACCUCCCAACUGCUGCACGCAAUCCAAACAAAGCCAUCUUCACCGUGGAUGUCAGCACAACAGAGAUCCUAGUGGCUAAUGACAAAGCCUGCAAGCUGCUUGGGUGCAGUAGUCAGGAACUCAUUGGUCAAAAGCUGUCCCGCUUGAUAUCCAAAUCCAGUCAAGAGGUAUGGGAAGCUGUGGGUGAGGAGUACGUAGAAACUGAUGAAUGUUCAUCGGUGGUUUCAGGAACUGUGGUGGAUGUUAUAGGCCGUCUGAAAGAGAAGAUCCCUGUCUCGGUCUGGCUGAGGCGAAUAAGAAGCAAGGACAACCAGUGUUGUGUGGUUGUGCUGGAACCAGUGGAAAGACUUUCAGCUUCUGUUUCCUUCAGGGUUGACGGAGAGAUUACAUCAUGUGACCUCCUUUUUGCCCAUCUCCAUGGCUACCCAACAUCGGAAGAAGUAGUUGGGGUCCACAUAAAGGACCUGAUUCCUUCUGUGCAGAUCCCUCCUCUAGGAAAAAAAAUCCCAAAGAACCUCAGGAUCCAGCGAGCUGUAGGCCAAUCCAGAGAGGGUAACAUGUUUCCUCUCAGUUUAAAGCUGCAAGUAAGCCUUCUGGAAGAGGACCAAGUGGCAGAGCAGAAAGAUGGUGUUCCACAGACAGAAAAAGAAGGCUCUUUCCCAGACUCUCAUUACUCUGCUACGGUCAUGGUUUUCUCCACCAUCAGUGGUCUUAUUACCAUCCAGUCAGAUGGAACCAUCUGUGGCAUCAAGGAUAGUUUUGCUUUAAUGCUUUUUGGCUAUGAGAAGAAAGAACUGUUGGGAAAGAACAUUACGUUCCUGAUUCCUGGUUUCUAUAACAACAUGGAGAGAAGCAGUGACUGUUCUUUGCCAUUACCUCCUCUUGACGACUCCACAGGAUCAGAGAACAGCAGCUUCUUGACUGCAUCUUUAGCAAGCCUUCUGUCAACAGAUGAAGAGCAAAAAUUGGAAAGAAGACACAAAGGCGACAAAUUAAUACAUGAUGAGACUAAACAAAAGAAUGGGACCAAUUUAUUUUCCACUCCCUCACCUCCUGAAGUGGCAUUCACACCCUCUAAUAGGGUAGAAGACAAUCUAGAUACCACAUCCUAUGGCCCAAUUAAGCUGCCUUCUGAUGUUAUUUGUAACUCACCUGGAACACCAACAAUAGAUGAGCCAUGGUCUGGGACAACACCGGACUGCAGACAAGACUUUCAAAGCCACAUGGUUACAGGGCAGUUGUCAAAAACAAACUUGAUGUGUGAAGCAAAACAUUCCAGCCUUGAGCACAUUGUCGUUGAAAACUGCCUGCUAAAUGAUGCUUCAUCCUUCUUUGCAAAUGGAAGAAAUACUAUCCAUGAUGUUUGCAUGGGAAAUAAAAUGGGUUGUAGUGCUUCUGCACCAGGAGUUGCCACAAUCUCUGAAGAUGUUAAAGAACCAGACACGGAGCUGAACUGUAUUUGUUCUGGUCUUGAGGUACUGGGUCUGAAUAUUGGUGUCAAGGCGAACUCAGACAAUUGUUUAGGUAUUACUGCAGCUCUUGUAGGAGCAUCUUCCUCUAAUGCAGUGGACUCGGCUGCAGGCAAUAUGCUAAGUAAGAAAAGCAGUCCCUUUUCAAGUGGGCAAGAAAAGCAGCUGUUGAAUGGUGUUGCCAUAGCAGAUGGUUCUGGGUGGCUGGCCUCCCGAAGGCAUUUAGAAAACUCGGAAGAAUCCUCCAAAGCAUUUCUUGAGAAGCCCGAAACUCUUGCAGAGACUGUGGGGGAUAACAUCAACAGAAACCCACUGAAAAGCAAAGGUAGUCCUGAAGAAGACUGUCAGUUGCAUGGGCAGCAAAAUGUGGAUAUAAAAGUAACAUCGACCCCGGUGAAACAAGAAGGAAGGCUGAAUCCAGCAGCUCCUUUGACCUUGGAGAUUCUGGAAGGCAGCUACACUGGGAAUUGCUGUCACAGAGAUGGUUCACAAUUAAGUAUACUCUUUGAAGUGAAACGUGUAGAACUGCAGGACCCUGCCAUACUUUUCUGUGUCUGGGUGGUGAAAGACAUUCUACAGAGCCAGAAGGAAGCUGUAGCAAAGACUCAGCUUUUGCUCUCCAGUCUAGCAAGCUCUGCCCAGUCUAUUGCAGAUCUUUCUACACAUAGUCUUGGAGAAGCCAUCAGAUCAACUUCACUUUUUGAGAAUUCCCGAAGAGCUGAAGAGCUUGAAGGAUUAAGGGCAUGUGAGGGAGAAUACGCAAAAAAUUACAACACACAGAGCCUUAUUGGCAGAGGAUCUUUUGGCUUUGUCUGGACUGCCAAGGGCAAGAAAGAUCACCAGGAGGUUGUUGUAAAGUUCAUCUGGAAGGAGAGGGUGCUUGAGGACUGCUGGGUAGAUGAUCCUGAUCUGGGGAGAGUUACUCAAGAAAUUGCAAUCCUGUUGAAGCUGGAGCACCCCAGUAUCAUUAAGGUGCUGGAUGUAUUUGAAAAUGAACACUUCUUCCAGCUAGUGAUGGAGAAGCAUGGAUCUGGUCUGGAUCUCUUUACAUUCAUUGAUAAUCAGCCCAACUUGGAUGAGCCAUUAGCAAGCUAUAUAUUCAGACAGCUUGUAUCAGCUGUUGGCUAUCUCCACAGUAGAAACAUCCUUCACAGAGAUAUCAAGGAUGAAAACAUUGUCAUUGCUGAAGAUUUCACAAUUAAAUUAGUGGACUUUGGUUCAGCUGCCUACCUGGGACCUGGCAAAUUGUUUUAUACCUUCUGUGGGACAAUUGAAUACUGCUCACCAGAAGUGCUGUCUGGCAAACCGUAUGUCACCCUCUCAAAA